Messenger RNA from Rhododendron vialii, 3212 nucleotides. Its product is annotated as probable LRR receptor-like serine/threonine-protein kinase At3g47570. Gene Ontology annotation, biological process: protein phosphorylation. The record is from RefSeq and is a predicted model, not a curated record. NCBI's taxonomy places the organism in Eukaryota, Viridiplantae, Streptophyta, Magnoliopsida, Ericales, Ericaceae. The transcript is spliced from 2 exons. Bases 1 to 3069 code for a protein of 1022 amino acids. Gene Ontology annotation, molecular function: ATP binding; protein binding; protein kinase activity.
AUGGAAAAACUAAUACCAACAAGCUUCAUCCUUGCUUGCAUUGCCUUGUUCAUAAACCCAACAACUUUAAAACCUUCUUCAGUAGAAGCGGCAUUAUCAAUCGGGAACGAAACUGACAGACUCGCAUUGCUUGCCUUUAAAGACAGAAUAACACAAGACCCACUCAAUCUCAUAACCCCAUGGAACAACUCCAUCCAUUACUGCAAAUGGAAGGGUGUUUCAUGCAGCACCCGGCAUCCUGGAAGAGUCACCGUCCUUAAUUUAGCAGCCAAGAAGUUGAUGGGAUCCUUACCUCCUCAGUUGGGAAACCUCAGCUUUCUCAGAGGGAUCAAUCUCGAAAACAACAGUUUUCAAGGCAUGAUACCUCAAGAGCUUGGUCGUUUGUCAAGGCUCAAACAUCUCAAUCUCAAUGCCAACGAAUUCCAAGGGCAGAUCCCAACCAACUUGUCCUAUUGUUCUGAUAUUCAAAUCAUCGGCUUGAAGCAAAACAAUCUAGUUGGAAAAAUCCCGGAGGAGCUGAGCUCUUUAUCAACAAAGAAACUCAAGGGAUUUUAUGUAGCCAGCAAUGAACUCACCGGAAGCAUCCCACACUGGUUAGGAAAUGCCUCUUCUCUGGUUCAAUUGUCCAUGUCAGUAAACUACUUCCAAGGAACCAUUCCAUCAGAACUAGGAAGGCUAUUGAAUUUGAAACUCUUUCAGAUUGGUUUAAACAAUUUAGUGGGGGAGGUUCCUCCUUCUAUCUACAAUAUCUCUUCGCUCCUUCUUUUAGGUCUCAGCUUCAAUCGAUUUUACGGCAAAUUCCCACAAGAUAUCGGCUUCACUCUUCCCAAUCUUCUUGGCCUCUAUGUCGGAGGAAACCAGUUCACCGGUCACCUGCCGGUUUCCAUAUCAAAUGCGUCGGGUCUACAAGAUUUUUUUGUUGCUGAAAAUAAUUUUACAGGAACCAUGCUUACAAAUCUCGGAAGCUUAAAAGAUCUAGUAGGGUUCACGGUAGCAAGAAAUCAACUAGAGACUGAUGAGGCAGAAGGGUUCAGCUUUCUAACUUCUUUAACUAACUGCAGCAACCUCCAGGGGCUGGACAUAGGAAUGAACAGGUUCAAAGGUGAAUUACCCACUUCAAUAGCUAAUUUUUCAAGUAGUCUACAACUGCUCAUUGUACAAUUUACCCAGAUAUCAGGGAGCAUACCUGAAGGAAUCACAAAUCUAAUCGGCCUUACACAAUUGGUGAUUUCUGCAAACUUGAUUACCGGUGAAAUUCCUGAGGGUAUAGGCAAACUUGAAAGACUGGAGGAUCUUCGCCUGUUUGAUAACAGAAUUUCAGGGUCAAUUCCUGAAACAAUUGGAAACAUCACAAAACUACGGCAAAUAUAUUUGUUCGGAAAUAACUUGAGUGGACACAUUCCUCCUAGUUUGGGAGAUUGUAAGCAACUCGAGCUACUAUUCCUGUCCGGCAACAACUUAACUGGUUUCAUACCAAAGGAAGUUGUAAGCCUUUCUUCUAUUAAUCUUGCUUUCUAUUUGGCCCGUAAUUCUCUGACCGGACCCUUGCCCAUGGAGGUUGGUAACAUGAGCAAUCUCGUAAAGCUGGAUGUAUCAAAUAACAGAUUGUCCGGAGAAAUUCCAAGUACUAUCUCCAAGUGUAUAAUGCUGGAGUCCCUCCGUUUGGGGGAUAACUUAUUCGGAGGGAGAAUUCCUCUGUCUUUGAGCGCUCUAAGGAGCCUUAAUUACCUCGAUCUUUCCAUAAACAAAUUGUCUGGUCAAAUUCCAGCCUACUUGCAGAAUUUCACUCUUCUACAAAGUCUCAAUCUAUCUUACAAUGAUCUCGAAGGUGAGGUACCACACGAAGGGGUUUUCAGAAAUGUAAGUGCCUUUUCAAUUGUUGAGAACAGAAAACUCUGCGGAGGCAUAGAGAUUUUGGGACUUCCUACUUGUGAAGUUCAAGUAAAACCAAAAAGAGGAACACCUAUUGCCAUCAAAAUAGCAAUUCCAGUGGCUCUCUUGUGUUCAGUUCUGUUAGUAUUUUUGUUGGGUUGUUUAUGCUGGAAGAAGAGAUCUGAGAGCAGCCCUUCGACCAUGUUUCCCGUGAAUGAAAGGUUUAGGCAGGUUUCCUAUGCAGAGAUUGUCCAAGCAACUAACCAGUUCUCAUCAUCUAACUUGAUUGGUGAGGGACGUUACGGUUCUGUCUAUAAAGGGGUUUUGGGUAACGAAGGAACGGUUGUGGCCGUGAAGGUUUUCAAACUUACAGAGAGAGGAGCUGCCAAGAGUUUUAUGGCUGAAUGCAAUACAUUGAGAAGUAUCCGACACCGGAAUCUCAUCAAGAUAAUCACUACAUGUUCAAGUAUUGAUUUUAAAGGGGUGGAUUUCAAGGCACUAAUUUUCGAGUUCAUGCCCAAUGGAAACCUUGAGGAGUGGCUGCACCAAUGUGAAGGUGAUCAGAAUGAACACCCUAGAAGUUUAAGUCUAACUCAUAGACUUAGUAUAGCAAUCGAUGUCGCAUCUGCACUGGAGUAUCUUCACCAUCAUUGUGGAGCAGUGAUUGUUCAUGGUGAUCUGAAGCCAAGUAAUAUUCUUAUUGACAGUGACAUGACUGCUCGUGUGGGCGAUUUUGGACUGGCAAGGUUUCUAUCUGAUAGCCUACUCACUAUUUCUCAACCUCAAACAAGCUCAAUUGGAAUAAGAGGAACAGUUGGCUACGUUGCUCCUGAGUAUGGCAUGGGAAGUAAGUCGUCGAUUCAGGGAGAUGUCUACAGCUUUGGAAUCCUCGUACUGGAGAUGUUCACAGGAAGGAGACCUACGGAUAUGAUAUUCGAGGAUGGUUGGAACCUCCAUCAGUUUACUAAGGCCGCACUUCCCCAAAGAGUGAUGGAGAUUGCUGAUCCUUCUCUGUUGUCAGAGCUUCCUAGUGUCGAUGAAAACAUAAUGACGGGAAAUGAAAAAAUAAAGGAGUGUUUGGUUGCAGUGCUAACAAUCGGAGCUUCAUGCUCAAUGGAAUCACCCAUGGAGCGAAUGGACAUGAGAGAUGUGGUAGCAGAAUUGUCUAGAAUUAGGACCAAAACUUUUCCCCAUUAGCAAACUGUUUGUAAUGAAAAAAUAAUUUUCUCCCUGUUGUUCUACGCAAAAGCAGGAGAGAAAACAGGUAGCCCUUUCCCUAUCCAUAACCCUUUCCAAGGUGUUUGAAGGUGGGGUUAAAUCCCGCGUCUCGGUGGCACAUU